AUGUCCUUCGAAGGCCGGAACAAAAUACCCUGUAAGUACUUUCAGCAGGGUAGAUGUAAAAAAGGCAACAGCUGUAACUUCGCACAUGUUUACACCGGGGGAAACAACUACAGCGGCACUUCAUCUCCUCAACCGGGCCUUGAAGAAAGAUACCGCUCUUUUGUUAGCGCAACAAGUCUCAACAAGCUCUCAAAAGAAAUAGAAGAUGAUUUCAAGGGUGCUAGCGAGCUGAUAAUGAAACCUCUCAGCUCUUCCUACAGUUUAGGUAGUCCUUGUGCCGUAAACUUAAUUCAAGGAAGGGAUCUAUCUCCUGAAGAAUCGCGGUUUCUCUGUUAUGAAGCCAGGCUCCAAAACAAUUUGGCGGCUUACGAAACGCAAAUAAAAGCCCGGGGUGAUGAUAUGCAAAAGUGCCUAGACCUCGUUUCGAAGGAUCCUCGAAAAGCGGCGAGGUAUCUACAGCUUGCUACCCAAAAAGUCAAAGAGACGGGAUCCUCACAGAUGAAAGGCUUCAUCGAGCACCCGUUAGACUUAACUGGCCAAUCGUACACUCAGGGCACUUCGAAAUUAUUCGGAGCCCCAAGUGCUUCAUUUGGUGCUAGCGCUUCAACAAGCAACCCCUUUGGGAGCGCAGCAGCGAAACCGAGCCCUUUCGGGCAACCUGCAUUUGGCCAGCAAUCUCCGCAAGAAAGUAAUGCCUUUGGUAUGGCUGCAUCUGGGUCUAGUGUCUCAGGUCCUUCAACUGCAGGAGCCUUUGGGCAACCAAAGUUUGGGACUUCAGCAUUCGGUUCUGGAAACUCCGCGUCACCCUUUGGCUCAACGGCUUCAGGCGGAGGCGGAUCCUCUGCGUUUGGUGCUCCUUCUUUCGGUUCGCCCGGUGGAUUCUCAAGCGCUUUCGGCAAACCCAGCUUUGGUUCUAAUACGGCAACUCAGCCUUCGUCGCUUGCUGCAAUAAAUGCAUCUAGCACCUCUAAUACCAUGGGGUCUCAAACUCCGAGCACACAAUUCGGAUCUGGGGUUUCUGCAUUUGGUAAGCCAGCUUUCGGAUCCAACGCUAAUGUAUCGCCAUUCGCAUCUAUUCAAGGUGCACAAGGCAAUAAGUCUCCCUUUGGGUCAACGACGGGAACAACAUCACAGCCUGCUGCUACGAACGGCGCGUUCGGAGCCCCGGCUUUCUCAAAUCAAAGCAGCACGACUUCCGCAAGCAGCUCCAAUUCGUUUAGAAGUACUGCCCAAAACUCGAGCAUUGCAAAGCCAUUCAACUCUGCAACACCGUUCGGAGCCCCGUCUCCGUUCGGCUCGUCUCAGGCGUUCGGAACUAAUUCUCCAGCUUUUGGCUCUGCGGGUUUCCAACCCCCUCAAUCUAACGCCGGAUUUGGAGCACCACAAGGGGCAACUGCUGCCAACCAAAACCAAGGCGCGUUUCCUUCACAAAAUAGUGGACCAAACAACAAUAUUUCAACUUUUGUUCAGGGCCUACCGACUGGAAAGGAGCUGAGGGAGUCUGACUUACCAGCUGAAAUUAUCGAAUACUUCAAAUCUGAUCACUUUGCGCUAGGAAAAGUCCCAGACAACCCCCCACCAGUUACCCUGGUAAGCUGA
Molecule: messenger RNA, 1599 nt
Organism: Lachancea thermotolerans CBS 6340
Lineage: Eukaryota; Fungi; Ascomycota; Saccharomycetes; Saccharomycetales; Saccharomycetaceae
Gene: NUP42
Product: FG-nucleoporin NUP42
Exons: 1
Coding region: 1-1599 (532 amino acids)
Molecular function (GO): metal ion binding
Source: RefSeq, a predicted model, not a curated record